GUGGUUAGUUAGCUUUAGCAGUUUCUUCUUUGUUGUUUUGUUAAAAGUAUGUGUGAGUGGUCUAUAAUAACCCCCACAAGGUAACUUGAUGACUGAUGCAGGGUGUGCCCUUAGAUUUUGCUAGACGAAAUGGUUUGAACAAAGGGAGGCGUGUGAUAGCUUUGAGGAACCAAGAAGGAAAGACAUGGGAAUCUAAAUUAAAGAGUACGAGGUCUGGUCAGGUUUUCAUAUGUCGGAACUGGAGAAGUUUUUGCACGGCGAGCAAGUUAAAAAUUGGAGACUCUUUCCAAUUUAAACUGCUCCAAAACACGGAAACGCCUGUGUUUCAGCUCUGUAGCCUUUCAAAGGUGAAGCCGAAGAAGGAGACUCUAUCCGAGUCCGAGGAAGAUGAUGUUGUUGACAAAACUGAAACACCCCGGUAUGUGAAGAUAACUACUACAGCAAGCAGCCUUGAGAUUGGUAAACAGCAUCUACCGGUACAUUUCACGAGAGGGAACAAGCUCAACAAGCCGGGGAAGAUAGUAUUGGUAGACAAAGACAAAGUGGAGUGGUCGAUGAAACUUAAUCAGGAUAGUAGAAGUGGAACUAUGUAUAUUAUGGGUGGUACGGCUUGGAAAAGUUUCUGUGCAGCGAAUGGAGUAGUCGUAGGAGAGUCUCUAACUCUGGAAUUGAUCCGACGUGGGAUGAUUCUUUUGCUCAAGUUUUGCUCCAAGAUGGAGCAACCACCGUUUAAAACAAAGGCUCGAAAACACAAGAGAGCACGAGUUCAGAGACUGACCCGGGAGAGUAGAUCGGAGGAUGACGUCUCAAGUCAGGAGGGCAUAGUUAAAUAGAGUGCUUAAGCUAGUAUAAUUAGUAUUUAAGACAACAGUUCUUCCUGAGGUUAACAAAACCUAACUCCUAUGUUUUCUAUUUACUCAAAACCUGUGUCAUAUGGACAUGAUGUCUAGUAUGAAUUAAACAAUCGGUUUUCAGUUCAGAUAUUUUGGUUUUCGGUUAUUAGAGAUUCAGAAAUCGUUGGGUUAUUUUGGUUUUUGGUUCGGAUAACAAUGCUAAAAUCUAUACUAUACUAAAAGGGAGAUAUACUUCAUUCUAAAGCUGUCCACGUCGGAUAAAUUAAUUAGCCAAUGAGGGAGAAGUUUUUUAACACGUCAUUAUCAACUACGCUGGGCUUCUUCCCAUGGCCCAAAACGAAUCCACUUGAGUAAUCUAUUGUCCGGCGAUUUCUAUCGAUUUCUCCGUACUUCGUCUUCUCCGCUUCGAUUUCUUGCAACCUCAAUUACCGCGAUCCCACUUCUUAUCAAUCAAUAGGUUUUACCGUUUCAAUCACUCAUUCAGUUCUUAUAUCUCUUCCAAGACGUUGUAUCUCUAUCUAUAAAAAGGUGAGGAUUCAUCCCUUCAGAAUCAUCCUUUUGAACGCCUCUCUGUUUCUACCAUUGUAGUAGGUGGAUCUUCAGCCAUUCCGUUUAGUUUGAUAUGUACGAUCGAGCUAGCAUCAACAAUCGGAGCCAUAACUACCCUCGAUUGUAUCACCGGAACCGUUCUCAUCCCCUCCUUGGAUCCACAAGUGUCAUCCAUCUUCCGUUGGGUCUGGCGAUUGCUCCGGGAAUGAAGCAAACGAAUGAGACGGCGGAAAGAAUAAGCUGAGGAAAAACUCAGGCUUUUGGAGAAGGAUAAAGGACAAACAGCGACUGAAAGGAUUUCGGAUACGAGAAUUAAGAUGUGUACGAUAACGGCGAAGACGGUGGGAUGUGAAAGCCGUAGGGGAUUUGUUGGAUAGAGAGUGUGUGAGGCCUGAUGUGAUAUUAGCUGAGGGAGAAGAAGACAGUGAUGAUGAGGAUGAUGAUACUGUGUUAUUGCAAUGGGAUAAGAACGAGGACGUUUGAUAUCAGCCGAAGUGAUCAGCAUUUUCUAUAAACUAUGAAAAUAAUUUUUUAUUUGUGAUCACAUGAAAUCCAGCGAUUAACUCUGUUGCUUCUUAAAAAGAUUAAUAAGACUAACUCUGUUGCUUCUUAAAAAUCUAGCAAUUUUGCUGUUUGGAGAUUUUGCUCACAGGACAUCGUUGCCGAUGUAGAAAGUGGAGGAAUUGUGGCGGAGGAAGAGCUUCAGCUAUUGAACAAGCCUAAUCAUGUAUCAACACCAGAGGAGGCCGAAAAUCAGUGUGGGAAAGCAGGCUGUGGCCAGGUCCUGCAUGAGCCCUUUCUGAAGUUCUUAAAGCAUGAAGAAGAAGAUGAAUCAGAGAUUUCCCAGGACAUGGAGAGACUCGCCCUGGAGUAUUACGAUCCCAAACCAGGUGAAUUUGUGGUUGGUGUUGUGACCUGUGGUUUCUGGUAACGAGAACAAACUUGAUGUGAGUAUAGUUGCGGAUAUGUUGGGGACCAUAAUGACGAAUGAGAAAGUUCCAUUGUAAGACAAAGAAUUUGAUUAUUUGCUUUGUGAUUUAAAGUACGUUGCUGAAGAAUUCUUGGUUCAUGGUAAAAUAGGGAUUGUUAAGGAUGAUGAUGAAGAUGGUGUUUAAGUUGUGUAGUUUGCAAGGCAAGGCAUGCAUGUGGUGGAGAUAGGACGUUGAGUGGAAGGUCUUUGCUUUCUUCUAGACGUUACUUUAGAAGAAUAGCUUGGCACCAAGUGAGGUAGGUCUCUUUUUGUUCCUUGAUUUCAAGAACUGUUACUGGUUGAUGUAUCAAGAAGAUUCUAAUGAAAAGUAGGUUUUUAUGUGGUAGACCAAACAGCUUAAUGAGCCCACUGAUGUUAAGAUAACUGAGUGGAAUAUCUCUCACCAGAAUUGAGGUCGGCUUCACAUGUUUGCUUAGAGUUCAUGCCGUUUACUGGAUUUAAUAGUUAGUUUUUUUGUUUAAUCUCAGGGCUUGAGAGGUUCUAUAUAGUUGAAGAAAAAAGUAAAGCAAGAGCUCUUUUUUUGCUGACUUGCAGUAAGCUUUUUGGUUUCCCUGUUUCUAGGAUGGAAGCAUGAUAAGGCAAAACGUCAUUUGAUUGAAGAGUUUCAGAGAUAACAAGGAAUUGUUUUCAAGAUUGACGAACUCGAGAUACAAGCCGAACAUAGCGAGCUUUUGCAAGGAUGUGUUGAAAACUGGGUAGUAGUAAGCUAUGACAAGACAAAUCAUUAAAAAUAUGGAUGGUAAAUGAUGAUGGAAAGACAGAUGGAAAUGAGGGAAGUUGAUGAUUGUGUGUGAUAUCAGUAGAUAAAUACAAAAGAAACACGUACGUGUUAUCCACGUUAAAUAGCUGAGUGUAUCUUGGGUCUUUUUUGUAUUUAAUUCAGCUUGAGUUAUAUAUGUGUUUGUUUUAAGACUUUUAGUGCAAGUUUUUUUUUCUUCUCUGUUAUUGUUGUAAACUUGUGAUGUGAUCAUCUUUGAUAAAUAAGUUGGUACAACGUGGGUUUGAGACUUCUUUUGAA
Brassica rapa (field mustard) is the source of this 3412-nucleotide messenger RNA. RefSeq names its product B3 domain-containing protein REM8. The record is from RefSeq and is a predicted model, not a curated record. NCBI's taxonomy places the organism in Eukaryota, Viridiplantae, Streptophyta, Magnoliopsida, Brassicales, Brassicaceae. Gene Ontology annotation, molecular function: DNA binding.